UACCUCCACAACUUGGAAAGAGGAAAAGAACGAACAAGUUGAACACAAGGAUCUCAAAGGCUUUAGAAGCAAAUGUUGUCGUGCAAGAUCAGCCUAUCCAAAGAAGGGAAGAGUUGAAUGCCCAAAAUGGUCGAAAUACUAACCGACAGCGUGAUAACCAAGCACUAGGAGGGAACAAUGGUUCAGCACACUCGACAGUUAAUGACGACACUCCUCAGAAUGGUGAAGGUAAGUAUAACAAAUUAUUUAAUGUCACUCUUAAUAUGUUAAUCAAGACACUUUCUCCUGCUAUUUUCCCCCCCUUAAAUUCCUACUUUUCUUUUAUACUAUUUUAGCUACAAGUAACGUGAAACGGCGGGGACACAGGGGAAAAUACAAAAGUUACGUAGUUGACAUGAAAUUGAAAGGGCAGAAAUCUAAAUUAAAAAUCUACAUUCCUGAUGACAUUGAUCGUGCAAUUGGUGAGAAUGCUCGUCAUUUGGUGAAUGAAUGUGGUCGUGUUGUAAGAACAAAGGCUCCUUUAAAUGUAAACACUUGGAAAGAAGCAUUUGCAAAGGCAGGUGAUUCAAUGUGGCGAGAAAUUCAGAACAAACUUGAAAUCAAGGUGGGUAGUUCUUACAUGAAGAUGCAAGCCUUUUCCAUCGAUACCAUGCAACGCCUUUACAGGUUAUGGAAAAGUCGAUUGCACUAUUAUUAUAAGAUUUGUGGACAAGAUGAUAAAGAGCGCCUUGACAAUCCACCACCAGACUUACCAAAAGAACAAUGGGAAUAUUGUGUAGCACGAUUUGGGUCUGAUGAUUUCAAGAGAAUAAGUGAACGAAAUUCCAAAAAUCGUUUGUCUAAGAACAGAACAACACAGACCACUGGUAACUUGUCAUUUGCUGAAGUUGAACAUAUCUUGACUCAAGAAAACAAUGGAGUGAAACCAUCGGCUGAUGUGAUUUGGCUUAUUGAGCACACGACAGAAGAUGAACAGGGUAAUUUAGAGUGGGCUGAUGAUCGUUCAAAGGAAAUUCAUGAACAACUGAAAGAUGUUGUUGCUGCACAUGGUGACUCAAUGACUCAAGAGGAAAUACUUCUAGAUGUUCUGAAACCUAGAUCAGGUUAUUUUCGUGGCAAGGGAACUGCUUUACCAGGGUAUAGUAAAGGAAGACAACUACUUGAACAUCAAAACUUGAUUCAUAACCAACAAAAAACUAUUCAGGAGCAACAACAAUUGAUUAAGGAGUUGCAACAAAAUCAAGAAAGAACAACAAAACAACUUGAAGAGUCUCGAGAGGCAACAACAAGACUGUUACAACAACAAAAGGAGGAGACACAACGUGCAAUGGAUACCAUGAAGGAAGAAUUACUUCGAGAACUUGCUGCUAGAGUUACAAGCUAAUAUGAAGAUAUUUGAAAGUAGUGUUGAGAAAGUAAAUAUAUGGAGAUAUUAUGAAAGCAUAUGGUAUGUGAAUUGCGCGCGGUGACUUUUUAUGCAUUGGGUAUGGUUUUUUUUGGAAUGAUUAUGGAUCAAUGAUCGAUUGAUAUUCUUAUAUAUGGUGAUUAAGAGAAUGUUGAUCAUAGAAUGAUUUGGGAACAUUGACGGAUGAUAUUAUUGGAGCAAUGAUGAAUGUAAAUUUUUGGAAGAAUGAUUGAUGUAUAAGUUAGAUGUGAUGAUUGUGUGAGCAAUGGACAUGUUUUUUGUAUUAAUGUAUUUUACAUUAUUAUGAAUUAAAUUUUUUGGAUCCCGUAAAUUAUUAGGGUCUCAUAUUAUAUCAAAAAGUUUUUACAGGUUCAG
Beta vulgaris subsp. vulgaris (sugar beet) is the source of this 1780-nucleotide messenger RNA. RefSeq lists its product as uncharacterized. The record is from RefSeq and is a predicted model, not a curated record. The transcript is spliced from 6 exons. Bases 395 to 1384 code for a protein of 329 amino acids. Lineage: Eukaryota; Viridiplantae; Streptophyta; Magnoliopsida; Caryophyllales; Amaranthaceae.